Molecule: messenger RNA, 6832 nt
Organism: Phalacrocorax carbo (great cormorant)
Lineage: Eukaryota; Metazoa; Chordata; Aves; Suliformes; Phalacrocoracidae
Source: RefSeq, a predicted model, not a curated record
UCGAACGCCGGGCCACCGAUGCCCCCGGCGGGGAACCACUCCUGAGAUGAGUUUCCGGCCUCUGCGGUCUCCCCCGGCAGGACGGGAGCCAGCGGCUGGGCCGGCUCGGGGACACAGACCGGGAGACUGCGUGGGCCGCAGCAAGUAAUUUCGUCGCCGCCAAGGCCAAAAGAGCUUUUCGCAGGCUUACUGCAUGGCGUCUUCCCUGACCACCACAGCCCUGCCGCUCGGGUAAGCUCUGAGGAAAAGCAUCACCAGUCAGGGAGCUAAACCGGGGCUGGGCACGCCAGCGCCGGGAGCCCAGCAGCCUCGGCGGCUCUUACUUUCAUUCUCAAGCCACCGGAGCUGGUUUCACUGCCGCCAGCCACGGGGUGGGACCGGGACCCGGACCCGCCCGCCGGGAACAAGCGGCUGCUCCGAGCCCCGCGGCCCGGCCGAACGAGCACCCCGGCCCGGCCUAGCGGGUCCCGCGGCCCGGCCUGGCCCUGGGAGCCCCGCGGCCCCGGGGCGCGAUGGCGGCGCCGCCGAAGCCCUGCCUGCUGCUGCGCUGCGGGGACGCGCGGGAGCAGCACGGCGUGGCCGCCUCCUGCCUGAGGGAGCUGCGCCAUAAGGCUAGCGGCAUUCUGGCUAUCGACAAGGCCCGGGAGCCCAUCACCUUAGUACUGGCAGAAGAUGGCACCAUUGUGGACGAUGAAGAUUACUUUCUGUGUCUGCCACCUAACACCAAGUUUGUGGCACUGGCCAAGAAUGAGAAAUGGUGCAGCAAAAGCUUAGGCAGUGGAACGGCCCAGCUCUCGGAGUCUGUGGAUGAAGUAGACAGUGCUGCAGAAAAGUGGAAGCAGCUGUCCAGGCAACUGAAGAAUGACCUGUCCAACAUCAUCUUGAUGUCUGAAGAAGACCUCCAGGUGCUUAUUGAUGUACCGUGUUCAGAUCUGGCAGAAGAACUUGCCCAAAGUGAAACCAAAACCCAAGUAUUGCAGGACACCCUGCAGCAGGUGCUGGACAGACGAGAAGAAGAACGCCAGUCAAGACAGCUCCUGGAACUCUACCUGGAGGCCUUGAAAAAAGAAGACAGAAUCUUAAGCAAAGUAUCAGAAUCUGAGACUGUACCAAGAAAGGAGAUGGAUGUGGUUGACGCAGGUACCAGCAGUACGGGCACUUCAGCCAAAACGGCGCUCAGUGACCAGAUCCUUGCUGCUCUGAAAGAGAAACCCGCUCCGGAGCUCUGCUUGGACAGUCAGGAUCUAGAGCUGGUCUUGAAAGAAGACACACAAGCCCUGGCCUCGGCUCUGAGAUGGGACAAGCAGAAGGCUGAAGCCCUGCAGCAAGCCUGUGAUCAGGAGCUCUCCAAGCGUCUACAGCAAGUGCAGACUUUGCAUUCCCUAAGGAGCACGUCAAAGGGCAAGAAAACGCUACCCUGGGGAGACUGGCCUAGUUCAAAACGCAAAAAAUAAGUCCUACUCGCAAUUUUACUUGUUUUGUUUUGGGGUGGGCUUUUGGUUGGUUGGUUUGGUUUUGGGUUGUUUUUUUUUUUUGCAUUAGAAUCAAUACAAGCAAGAUGUAUCCUGGGAGCCAUAGUUUGCUGGUCAUACUGUGGUCUGGCUAUAGACAGCUAGAAUCUGGACAUUGUCCUGAGGGUUAAACUCCUGUGAUGAUUCAAACUGUGUGUAACCAAAGGGAUUUUGACUUUUUGCAGAAUACUGAACAAUGGAAUUGCUAAACACAGCAUGUAGGGGUUCAGCUUUGAAUACCUGGUUGGGAGCCAGAAGCUUCUGAAGCCCCAGGCAGUUUGCUUACUUUGUCCUCCCACCAUUCCCAGUGUAAAGGGUGGAAGACCUCGUGGAAGACAGUGAGGCACAGUUGAUGAACAGAAAGGAGGCGCUUGGAGGGUUGCUCACUGAACACAGGGUGCUCAUUCUUCAGUAGGGUUUGUUGUGAUUUGGCCUAGUUAAGCUGUCAUUGUGCAGUUGCUCCAGCUGCUGCCUGGCUUUAGCUCGAGCCUGGGAUCUGGGAUCUUGAAUUCUCAUGCUGAUUUAAUCAGUUAAAUUCCAAGUCCUUUAACUUCUGUGCUUUUUCUGUAAGGAACUUCCUGGGUUCAGUUUAAGUACUAACCUGUAAAGCACAGCAAAGGUAGAAAUACUUGCUUUGUAAGGCUGUGGGGCAGAAGACUUGUAUUUGGCCUGUCUGUAUUACUGAUCUAAUCAUUAAUAUAGUAUCAUGAUGCUUUUGUACUAACUGGCUUAUUUUUGAAUUUGUUAAAGCCUUUAAUUAUUUUUUUUUUCAAUUCCCACCAGCUGCUCUGAUUAAAGAAUGUGCUGAUAAGUACAGUAUUACCUUAAGGGUAGAGGAAGAAGAAAUUAAAUACGUAAAUGCUCCAUAUUUAACCUGUCUAACCAUUCUACCUUAAGAAUUAAGUAUUUAGGUAGAAUGCAUGCUCAUUCUGGUGACACUGCACCGGAACGCUCUCACCUGGCACAAUCUGUUCUUCUCUUGUGAGGACAGAAGACAUACAUGAAAAAAUCUGAAAAGUGAGCUGAAAUUUCCGAGAAGGUUUUAGUAGGUACAAAUGUUUUCUAGUAUCAUGCGAACCCCCCUGAUUUAACAUGACCUUAAAUGCUGCAGGAUGCCAAGUGAUGAGUAUUCCUGCAGCAGGCAUUCAGAUGAACCCGUCGUAUGCAGAUAUUCCAGUUGAAUUAUGGCACACUCAAAGUUAUACUGCCAGUGUAACUAAUAAAUAUUCUAAACAGUUUAGUGGCUUUGACCAGGGAAGCAAAAAUACUUGGGGUACCUUCAGGUGAGGCUACCCGUAUGGGAAUUGACUGGACUUAGUGGGGAAGCUUGCAGUCAGCAUUUAGUCAACAUUUUGGUCAGUCAGUUUUGCUAAGGGAAGUAAUUGCUUCUUACAAUACAUACAUCUGGCUUGUAACAUUAUAGGCCGAGGCAGGUAAAAAGGUUUCCUGCUGCUUUAAACAGCUACGAGCUUUUUAUGUUCAAGUCUUUCUGAAAUAGCACUAACAGAAUUUUUGAAGGAUGCUCUAUUGCACUCCAAGCUGACUACACUGGCUACCAAGUGAAAUAGCGUGCACUGAGCAGACUACCUGUCAGCAAGCUUUUUCUGUGAUCUUAAGUCUCAGCUUGUCAUUACCGCUCUCUCCAUUACAAACCAGGUUUUCAGUCUUGCUCAAAGCUGCAAUGCUUUUGCUUUUUCCAAGCUCAACUUGGCAAUGGAAAUUCUGCUCCUCGUGCUGUACCAGAGGAAAGAAGGGUUUUACCUGUGGCUUUUUCACAUCUACUUAAAAUAGCAGAUAGCGUAAUUACUUCAAUCCUGCAUGUAUUGGGAAUAUUUAACUCACCUACUUCCAGGCCAACACUGAGAUGGAGUCAGAGAGAUCAUGCUGAUCAUUCUUGUAGGAAGGCAGCGACAGUCCUUCCAGUCUAGCCUUAAGGAAAAAACAAAUGGAGGGUUUUCAUUGCUGCUUUUUCCUCUUUUCUGUUAUCGAGGCUAGAGGCCUUUAGUUGCCUGUAAAUUAUUAAAUGCUGCAGUUCUCAUGUUGCAGAAUUGAAAUUAUCAACUAGACCUAGCAUGGUAUGAUUUAAACUGUUUCUUUUGUCUUAAUUGUUCUGUUCUAAUCCAACAAUCAGAUUUUCAUAAUCUGAUGGGAGCCAUGGUUAUACUCUAUCCUGAAGCUGAGCUGGCAGUUUAAUAGUAAUAUUAAGUAUUACUUGUAAGAAGAGCCAGUAUCUAAUACUUAACUCUCUUUAAAGCUCUGUUAUAGUCAACAUAUUUCAAAAGCUUCCAUGAAAAAUGAGAAGCAAUUAACUACUAAGAGACUUCAAUGCUGCAUAGCAUCCUGUAAUUUCUAUUUUAAAAUCUUUUUUUUUUUAGUGAUCAAGUUUAUGUAUUGCUCCUUGGAUCUCUUUCAGUAGUGCAAUGAAACAAAGAUGAAAACUGCUAAAACAUCUCCGUUUAAUGAGAUUUUUAAACAUAACAGUACAAUUAUCCAUAUAUAUUGAUGGGGUUUUUUAUUAGUACAGACUUUACAGAUCUUUAGAUCGUUAUAUUCUGCAAGUUGGUGCAUAGCUAGAAUUUCCUGUUGGUGAUAAUGCAGAGCUGCUGCCAGAUCUAAUAUUUCUACAGAAAAUAAUCACAAAGCUUUUCAGGAAACAAUCUUUAGCCAUUGGCCAGCACUUUCUGUACACCAGUAGUGUAUAUGCAUGUGUGUUUGGAGAGGAAGUAACAGGAGAUUUUAGCUGAGGACAACAGACAUCAGAACUAACAAACUUCGAGACAUUCUCCCUGACAUGUUGGGCUUAAUGACCUCAAAAAAAAAAAUCAGGUAGGCUGUGCAAUAAACAUCCACUAGGCCUUCCUCUUGGAAAAUAGCUAUGAUAUCAAAAUGCUUAGUGUUUCUAAAGGCCUAGGAGUCCUGGGAAAUAAAUUUUCUCCUCAAGAAAGGAAUAGGAUAAACAAUAGAAGCAAAUCAGCUAGAACUGCACAUCUUGAUAACCAGACCCCUACAGAAGUCGCUCCUUUAGAGACACAGCAGUGGAUAAGAGCAAAAGAGAACUUGACCAUUUUUUGCUUAUCUUACCCACGCAAGUCAGGAGAAACUGUCCACCUAGAACAUGCUGUGUCAUCUAAUUUAAUCUUAAAUCAGAUUUACAUUUUGUAGACAUGAAGUAUGCUUGAUUCACUUAAGCUUAUUUAAGCUGCAUGACAUUUUAACUAUGCAAAAAUCGGCAUUUCCUUGAUCUUAUUCCUGUAAUAUUUAAGAAGCUUUAAUUUUUGAACACGGUGAGUGACCUGCCCAUGAUUCACAAGGAUGGAUUUUGUGUAAGUGUUCACAGAGGGAGGGAUACACUACAGAAGGUCUAAACCAGCCAGAAGAUGUGUAAAAACCUAGGGUGGCUGCUGUUACGCUUUUUUUUUCCAGGGUAAAAAUUUUAGAAUGUCGAAGCCUUGAGUUUAAGUCUUUAUCAUUAAUACAUUCCCAUAGACAAACCUACCUGAUAACAGAUUCCACCCUGUAAUGGGUUCCUUCUUCAGCAAUAGAUUUGCUGUGAAUGAGUAUCCUCAGUUAAUGGUUUUCAACAGUGCAUUAAUGAUUUCUCCCUUAAAGCACCAAGAAAAACUUUUUCCAUCUCGUGUGGGAUUAGGCUGAUGACCAGGGUACAUUAAAGUACAUAAAGCCUCACGAAAGCAAGUAAUAUAUAAUGGCAUUAAAAAAAAACAACCGGGCAAUAUGAAAACUGAGUACUGUAAGCACUGGUGUGCCAAGAGGACAGAUUUCCUGUUGAUUACAGAAUUGCUAGUUUAUUAUCUCCCUAGCCUACAUCAGUCAGUAGAAUAAUUCCUCUAAAAAGAUAUCUUAUCCCUGAAAGUGGAGCGGUUUGGGAUAGGGGAAAGGGAGGGGAAAGUGUUAUUGUGUAAAAUUUCCAGACAUUCCUAUUUUGUUCUACACUGUAGCACUUGAUUUUAUUUGAUCAAUAUGGGACAGUUACAGCCUAAAAAAGGCAUGUUUUUCCCCCAUCUACUACUGCUUAAUAGUUCAAAUACAGAGCAAGAAUAAAAGGGAGCACAUGUAAGGAGUCCAGAGCAUUACUCUUCUUCCAUUGUGUCAGGUAUAACCAGGUGACUCUAGUCCAGGAAGUGUGCUCUUCUUUCAAGAGAAGGGUUUCAAACAAGGAGCAAGGCUACACCUACAAGUUCUCAAGGGUGAUCAAAAAUAUUCUGUCAUGUGGUACCUUCUUCAUCAUGGGGUGGUAUUAAGGUGUGAGUCUUACUAAAAUGAGAACCUGACGAUUUUAAACUUGGUUUUGGGGAAUUGCUCUAAGCUGGGUCCUUCAGGAAGGAACAAGUGGCUUCCAGGAAGAGCUUGUCUCAUGAAUCAAGUGCUGAGCAAGAGAACCUGUGUUCAAGUCUUUCCUCUCUUGCUGCAUAUUUUAGACUAUCCUUGGCAAGUCUAUUCUUGCUUGAUAAAGUUUGCCCACGCAGUAGCUUAAGCAGCCUUCUUAUUUCACUUGGCUAUAUCUGUCUAAUACCUUAGGUCUUUAAAUCUGCUGCUUUUGAAUCCAGGGCAUUUGGUAAGUCUCUAUGAGUCCAGCAGAGGGCAAUGGCGGUACGUUUCUGACCACCUCUCCAGAGCUGUGCUACUACAGUACAAUUUAGAAAUGUAAUGCAACUUACAGAAAGUUAAGUUGUACACCAGCAGCAUCACAGGUGAAAAAUGACACAAAACAUGUUUUAAUUAUCAAGACAACAAGUGAGAGAUAUAGCUGUUAGAACAAAAACAAACUACUCAGAAUACCUAAGCAAAAGUAUAAAAAAUGGAAGCAAGGAGGAAUUAAAACAAUUCCUGGAGAAAUGAAGUAGCAGCAUGGAGAGAGGUGCACAUUCUGAGGUACUAUGGUCAGUGAGAACAUUCUGCUUUAAACUCUUUAUUUACAAUUUUAAUAACAGUAAGAUACCUUUUUGUGCGUAAUUAAGGCAUUUUGGCUGAAAGCUUUACUGAAUUCUGGCAGAUCUUUCAUUUUUGGAACAAAAAAAUCCAACUAAACAUGUUCACCUAAAAAACUAAAGACUCAUUACUGCUUCCUCUAGGAUAAUAAGAGAAAGUGGCCAGAGACAUUACUUGAAAGGUAAAUCAUGCCACGUCGGAAUCUUCACUUUCAGUCACAGCUGCUUCUUUUUCCCCAGAAGAUCUCCCUCCCUUAACUGCACUGGACUUCUUUUUCUUCUUUUGCUCCAUGUUACUUGCUGUGAUCUCUUCACUCUUCUGGGUGAUAUACUUCAGCUGAGAACAAUUAACUAAUCAGUCACCUACUGAGGACC